This is a messenger RNA of Hemibagrus wyckioides, 1580 nucleotides long. RefSeq names its product myotrophin (gene mtpn). The transcript is spliced from 5 exons. Gene Ontology annotation, biological process: regulation of barbed-end actin filament capping. Bases 170 to 526 code for a protein of 118 amino acids. Lineage: Eukaryota; Metazoa; Chordata; Actinopteri; Siluriformes; Bagridae. The record is from RefSeq and is a predicted model, not a curated record. Gene Ontology annotation, molecular function: protein binding. Gene Ontology annotation, cellular component: nucleus; cytoplasm.
UGAUUUUCGUCUUCCGGGAACUUUUAAUUUGAAAUCAAAUCAAGUCUCAGUAGCGGAAGUGUCACUAGCCGCUAAUUUCACUGUGCUAAGGCGGAUCCCCUUCUCUUAACGUCUUUGAAACUUUGUUCCGAAUCAAAUAUUCAGCCAGUUAUCCACAAAGGGGAAGAGCAUGGGGGACAAGGAGCUGAUGUGGGCUUUGAAAAAUGGUGAUUUGGACGAGGUGAAAACGUUACUGAAAAAGGAUGAGGAUGUGAACCGGACGCUGGAGGGCGGUAGAAAGCCCCUGCACUACGCUGCUGACUGCGGCCAGGCUGAGAUGUUGGAGUUCCUGUUGUCUAAAGGAGCAGAUGUGAAUGCUCCAGACAAACAUGGCAUCACUCCAUUGCUUUCUGCCACUUAUGAGGGUCACUACUCCUGUGUCCAAAUCUUACUAGCGAAGGGUGCUGAUAAGGAGAGAAAGGGACCAGACGGGCUGAGCGCGUUCGAGGCAGCAGAGAGCGAAGCCAUAAAAGCCCUGCUGAAAUGAGGCUGCGCUCACAGACCUGCAGCUCCGAGGUGCAAACAGACGCUUGGCUGCCACCAGACAGAUCACACACUCAUGCACACGUCUUCGCCUCUGCCCGGUGGCCGCCUCGUCGUCUUCUGGGUUUUCUUUGUGUUCCAUAUUUCCUUUUUUUUUUUUUUUUAUUAUAUUUUGUGGGAGUGGGUGUAUGAUUACUCUGCUAGCAUAUCUGAAUUUAGCGGACCUCUCAAUCAGUCCUGCCAUCCCCACAGAACCACUGGCUGUGAGGAAGCUGUUCAUCUCCACUCCUGUCUACCACUAAACACACUUAUUUACAGAACAAAGCAUUUCACGUCUUGUGAAUGAUCCCCAGCCGCCGAAUCCACAGCAAAUAACGAUGUAAAUGUGUUUUUUGUACUGUAAGACUGAAAGAGGCUGGUUUUAAAAUUUCGAGAAAAAGAAUUUUGACGUCUAAUGCCUAGUUCCAUAUGUGAUCAGGGGUGGCAUAUGGGAUUAGUGGAGUGGCACAUAUAUAAUUAACCCUCUCCCAGUGGAAAGAUAAAACAAAACUACUUCCUGUAAAAACGUUACAUUCCCACAGAGUUUUGAUGAGCUCUUCUAACAAUGGCUUACAAAUACAAAAAAAGAAUGAAAAAAAAAAGGUAUUGAAACCAUGUCAUAACCAUGACAGCCUGCACUUCUCUUUUUGUCUGCUUAGUCAUGUUUGUACUCUUGAAAAUGUGGGUUAAUAAGAAAAAAAAUAUUUAAAGGCUUCAAGUUUUCUGCCGAAAGAGAGUGGAACCAGACAAGCACUUUGUCACUGAUAACGAUGGACUCUUCUGCUUACCUGACUCUUCUGCAUGCUAAUGCCUCUGCUCCUUCACUCUGGGGGGGAAAAACGCUGUGCUUUUCUCUCGCUCGCUUGCUUUCUGGAUUUGUUUUUUUCCCCUUUUGAAGUUGCAAAUUCAACCCUGAAACGAAACUAAACUAAACUAAAAGAACCGUUUAAGGCUUUCUAUCUGGCUUCAUUGUAAGAAAGGAUGGUGAUCGAAAAACGAAUAAAAAAUUUUAAUUUGAA